CACAAAUUGGAGCCCAGUCGGCGUAUUAGUCUAUUCUUCCUUCGUCAGUGGUUUUUAAGGGAGCCCAGCACGCUCAGGUGCCAUUGACGAGGAACUCCCGAUCGCCGACGCCGUUAUUUGUGUUGCACAACAGGAAAGUUCUUCCGCCGCCAACUUCAAAGAGUGUCAUGAAAAACGAACGCGAAACAUUGCCCGUGCCGACGUCACCAACCACCCAGCAGCCGCCCUUCGAGAAGGAUUGUUUAACGUGCAAGGUUAUUGGAAGCACUGCCUUUGCUGUGACAGGACUGUACGCUUUGCACGCAUCGCGUGCCAGUGCUCCUGGGAGCAUAAUCGGGAAGAGAAUAAUGGGUGGGGUCGGAAUAUGUGAGUCCUCGCGUCCUUACCCGCCUGCCCUCCAUGUCUACUUUCUUGAUUGCGUGCGAAGAAUUGGAACUCCAAGAAUUGACCGGCUUUAACAUCAUGUUAGGUUUUUUGAUAGGGAGCGUGAUG
Molecule: messenger RNA, 492 nt
Organism: Pisolithus orientalis
Lineage: Eukaryota; Fungi; Basidiomycota; Agaricomycetes; Boletales; Pisolithaceae
Exons: 1
Coding region: 168-458 (96 amino acids)
Source: RefSeq, a predicted model, not a curated record